Messenger RNA from Cebus imitator (Panamanian white-faced capuchin), 7781 nucleotides. RefSeq names its product collagen alpha-4(VI) chain-like. Gene Ontology annotation, molecular function: serine-type endopeptidase inhibitor activity. The transcript has 39 exons. Bases 241 to 7278 code for a protein of 2345 amino acids. The record is from RefSeq and is a predicted model, not a curated record. Lineage: Eukaryota; Metazoa; Chordata; Mammalia; Primates; Cebidae.
CACUGGAAAAGCUGAAGUGUCAUUGUGCCCUUGAGGCUUCCUGUGCUCUAGGGAAUUCCUGAGGCUCAAAUCAUAGCUUCUUAAGUAAUGAAGACAAGAAAGAGAAAUUGAAGUGACCAGCCUGAAAGAUUUUGCCAGAGACAAAGCCAUACAAAAGUAUAAACAGAUGAAAAAGAGAGUUUUUGAAAGAAAGAUCGUUAGUAGCAAAGAAAUGAAGAGAAAUUGAGGUCCACAUCUAGAAUGGAGGCGUGGAAGACAUUUUGGGGGAUCAUCCUCCUUGAAGCUGGUUUUGGCUUCAUCAAGUCACAGAGGAUCGUUUGCAGGGAGGCCUCUCUGGGAGAUGUUGUGUUUCUGGUGGACACCAGCAUCAACCCCCAACAUACACGCAGUGUGCGGAACUUCUUGUACAUUCUGGUAAACAGCUUCAAUGUCAGCAGCGAGACCAUCCGUGUGGGUCUUGUUCAGUACAGCGAUGUGCCCCAUUCCGAGUUCUUGCUUUCCACCUACCACCGUAAGAAUGAUGUAUUGAGACACAUUCGGCAAUUUCAAUUUAAGCCUGGGGGCAAGAAGAUGGGCCUGGCCCUGCAGUUCAUUCUAGAUCACCACUUCCAGGAAGCAGCAGGGAGCCGAGCAAGCCAAGGUGUACCUCAGAUCGCCGUGGUGAUAAGCAGUGGGCCAGCUGAGGACCAUGUCCACAUACCUGGGGAGGCACUGAGGCUGGCAGGCAUCCUGGUUUAUGCUGUUGGCGUCAAAGAUGCAGUUGGGGCAGAGCUCAGGAAAAUUGCCAGUAGCCCCCAGGAGAACUUUACCUCCUUUGUUCCCAACUUCUCUGGUCUGAGUAGUCUCGCCCAGAAGCUGCGGCAGGAGGUCUGCGAUACCUUGGCAAAGGCAGCUCCACGUGUUGACCACAUCUCUCCAGCUUGCAGAGAAGGCGCUGUGGCAGAUGUGGUGUUUCUAGUAGACAGUUCAACUAGCAUUGGACCCCAGAACUUCCAAAAAGUCAAGAACUUCCUUUACUCCGUCGUCUCGGGGCUCGACAUCAGCAGUGACCGUGUCCGAGUGGGACUUGCCCAGUAUAAUGACAACAUCUACCCAGCCUUCCAGCUGAACCCUCUGAAGAGCAUGGUCUUGGAGCAGAUCCAGAAUCUGCCGUACCGCACAGGAGGCACAAACACAGGGAAUGCUCUGGACUUUAUCCGGACCAACUAUUUGACUGAGGGGUCUGGCAGUCGGGCCAAGGACAGAGUUUCUCAGAUAGUUAUCCUGGUGACAGAUGGGGAGUCAAAUGAUGAGGUCCAGGAGGCGGCUGACCGGUUGAAAGAAGAUGGAGUUGUUGUGUAUGUGGUAGGGAUCAAUGUCCAGGAUGUCCAAGAGUUGCAAAAAAUAGCCAGUGAGCCAUUUGAGAAGUUUCUCUUCAACAUCGAAAACUUCAACAUCCUGCAGGAUUUUUCAGGAAGUAUUCUUCAGACUCUGUGCUCAGCAGUGGAGGGGAAGAUAAAAGAAUUCAUCAAAGCCUACGCAGAUGUGGUCUUUCUUGCUGACACCUCACAGGGCACAUCACAGACCAGUUUCCAGUGGAUACAGAAUUUCCUCUCCAGAGUGGUUGGCAUGUUGGAGGUUGGCAGGGACAAGUAUCAGAUUGGGCUGGCUCAGUAUGGUGAUCAAGGUCACACUGAGUUUUUGCUCAAUACCUACAAGACCCAGAAUGAGAUGAUAGCUCAUAUUCAUGAACGUUUUGUGCCCCUGGCUGGCUCCAGGAGGACAGGCAAAGCACUGCAAUACCUUCUUCAGACCUUCUUCCAGGAGGAAGCAGGAAGCCGUUUUCUCCAGGGCAUUCCCCAGUAUGCAGUGGUCAUUACCUCAGGCAAAUCUAAAGAUGAAGUCCAGGAUGCUGCACAGAGACUAAGGGAGAAAGGCGUGAAAGUUAUGUCUGUCGGUGUGCAGGACUUUGACAGGAGAGAAUUGGAAGGGAUGGGGUCCCCAGACCUUGUGUACGAUAUGCAGGGAGAAGACAGAGUCAGACACGUGGUGGAAGAUAUGAAUGUGGUGAUCCAAGGGACUGGACAGCGGGAGCACAGGAAUACAGCCAACAAGGAGGCUGUAGGAGCAUGUGCAAUUGCUAUACCGGCUGACUUAGUAUUCCUCAUUGAGGAAUUUAGCAGGGUUAGGCAACCCAAUUUCCAACAAGUUGUCAAUUUCCUAAAGACCAUUGUCAGUUCUCUAAGCAUUCUUCCUGAUGCUGUGAGAUUUGGCUUGGUCUUCUACAGCGAGGAAUCACGACUUGAAUUUUCACUGGAUACAUUUCGGAAUCCAGCUGAAAUCUUGGAGCAUUUGGACAAAUUAACCUACCGUGAAAGAAGAGGAAGGACGAAGACUGGUGCUGCAUUAGAUUUCCUGAGGAAUGAGGUUUUCAUUCCGGAGAAGGGUAGCCGGUCCAGCCACGGCGUGCAGCAGAUAGCUGUGGUCAUCACGGAAAACGUCUCCCAAGACAGUAUCUUUGGACCUGCUUCUCGCCUCCGAAGAGCAGGGGUCACCAUCUAUGCAGUGGGCACCCAGGAUGUCUCAGAGAGUAAGGACCUGGAGAAGAUGGCAUCAUAUCCUCCUUGGAAGCAUUCAGUCCCCCUGGAAUCCUUUUUGCAGCUCUCCAUAGUAGGAAGCAAGCUUAUGAACCAGCUCUGCCCUGAGAUUGUGCACCGUCAAGUUUCUGUUAGUGGGACGAGCUAUCCCGUACAGGAAGGUUGUGCGCACAUCCAAAAGGCAGAUAUUUACUUCCUUAUUGAUGGGUCUGGCAGCAUCAAUCCAGAAGCUUUUCUUGACAUGAAAGUGUUCAUGAAUGAAGUGAUAAAGAUGUUCCAGAUUGGGCCUGACAGAGUACAGUUUGGAGUCAUUCAGUACUCAGAUGAAAUUAAAAGUAAAUUCGUCCUCAGCCAGUAUCCCACUGUGGCAGAGCUGAAGGUAGCCAUUGACAACAUCCAGCAGGGGGGAGGUGGUACCACAACCGGUGAGGCCUUGAACUACAUGACUCAAGUGUUUGCAGACACUGCCCGAAUCAAUGUCGCUCGAUAUCUUAUAGUCAUCACUGACGGUAAAUCUUCAGACCCGGUGGCUGAUGCUGCAGAAGGAUUGAGGGCAAGUGGAAUUAUCAUUUAUGCCAUUGGAGUAAGAGAAGCUAACAUUGAUGAGCUUAAGGAAAUAGCUAAAGACAAGAUUUUUUUUGUGUAUGAGUUUGAUUUACUGAAGGACAUACAAAAAGAAGUGGUACGGGACAUCUGCUCCUCAGAGGCCUGUAAGAAUAGUAAAGCUGACAUUGUCUUCCUGAUAGAUGGUUCAGAAUCUAUCUCCCCAGAAGACUUUGAAAGGAUGAAAAUAUUUGUGGAGAGUAUGGUGAACCAAUCUAAUAUUGGUGCUGAUGGAAUUCAAAUUGGCCUUUUGCAGUUCAGCUCAACACCACAGGAAGAAUUCAGGCUCAACCAAUACUCCUCAAAGGUGGACAUUUAUAAUGCCAUCUUUGAUGUUCAGCAGAUGCGUGAUGGCACCCGCACUGGGAAAGCUCUGAAUUUCACUCUGCCUUUUUUUGACAGUUCAAAAGGAGGGAGACCCAGUGUUCAACAAUAUCUGAUUGUGAUCACCGAUGGGGUUGCCCAGGAUAAUGUAAUUAUACCAGCCAAAGCCCUCAGGGACAAAAACAUAAUUAUUUUUGCCAUUGGGGUGGGAGAAGCCAAAAAAUCGCAGCUUUUGGAGAUCACUAAUGAUGAGGACAAAGUGUACUAUGAUGUAGAUUUUGAGGUCCUGCAGAACCUGGAAAAGGAAAUUCUUUCUAAGGUCUGUGAUCCACAAGGAUGCGACCUGGAUUUGUCUGUAGGAAUUGAUAUCUCAACUCCUUCAAAGCAAGUUCAGCAGAAGCUUCAAGGUUUACUGCCAGAGCUGAUGCAACAGUUGGCUUUGCUUUCUAACAUCAGCUGCAUUUCCAAUCAGAUUAACCCAAGAUUCCGCUACUUGGUUCCUGGCCCAAAUGGCCAACUUAUCUUUGACUCUGGCUUUGAAAAAUACAGUUAUGAGAUCAUCCAGAAGUUCUUGGUUCAUCAGGCUGCCAAGAAUAGCUAUAUGGAUGUGAACUUUUUGCAGUCCUUGGGAGAUAAUGCUAUUCAUCUCUCUUCUGCUCAAGUGAAGGUCCUUUUAGUAUUUACGGAUGGACUGGAUGAUGAUUUAAAGAGACUGAAGAAAACAUCGGAGUUUCUCCACAGCAGAGGAUUCUCUGGACUCCUAGUCAUUGGCCUGGAAGGUGUCCAUAAAUUAGAAGAGCUCCAGGAGCUGGAAUUUGGCAGAGGGUUUGCAUAUAAGCAACCUCUGAGCAUCACACUGCAAUCCCUCCCAAGCAUCUUACUGAAGCAACUUGAUACAGUUGUGGAAAGAACGUGCUGUGAUAUAUAUGCAAAGUGUUUCGGAGAAGAUGGGUACAGAGGUGAUUAUGGGAGUCCUGGGAGGAAGGGAGAGAAGGGUUUUGAUGGAUUACCUGGUCAUCCUGGUGAAGAAGGCAGAUCUGGAGAACGAGGCCUCCGGGGUCUUCCUGGACUCCGAGGUGAGGAAGGAUGCCCUGGUAUGAGGGGACCUAAGGGAGCAAGAGGAUUUUCAGGAGAGAAGGGCAACCCUGGUGAGGAAGGAGCUGAUGGCUUGGAUGGAGAACAGGGUGAUCGUGGAAUCCCAGGGUCACUUGGAGAAAAAGGAAAUAGGGGAAAUCGGGGCUUGCCGGGACUGCCAGGACAACCUGGAGAGCUUGGAGAGCCUGGGCUAAGGGGAGAUCCUGGGGAUCCUGGAACUAAUAGCUAUAUCCAAGGCCCUAAGGGAGAAAAAGGAAGGCGUGGGCAUCAGGGACGUUCUAGUUUUGAUGGAGUUCAGGGAGAAACUGGAAAUGUUGGCCCUCAGGGGACAAGAGGAAGGCGAGGUCUGGCAGGGUUAAAGGGUGUGCCUGGAGAAUCCGGUGAACAGGGUUACCAAGGAGAGCUUGGGUAUCCAGGCUCACAGGGGCCAAGAGGAAGGCAAGGACCACCAGGGACUUCUGGACAAAAAGGCUUAGUGGGUGCUCAGGGGAAUCCUGGCACUCCAGGGCCUCCAGGUUCAAAAGGAAAAGAUGGACUAAGAGGAAUAAAGGGAGAGCUUGGUGAUGCAGGAGAAAGAGGCCCAAGGGGUCAACAAGGACCAAGAGGGCAACCUGGUCUUCCUGGUUCUGAUGGAUAUGGACAUCCAGGAAGAAAAGGAAAAAAGGGUGAACCUGGAUUCCCUGGCCAUCCUGGUGCACAAGGAGAAGAUGGUGACCCGGGCCGUCCAGGAGAGAAGGGGGUGAAGGGAGUAAGAGGGAAGAGGGCUAAUGCUGGCUUUCCUGGAUUUGUUGGAACUCCAGGUGACCAAGGCCCACCAGGAAAAAUGGGCAUCAAGGGCCCCAAAGGUUUGGUAGAUAUGACGCCUUGCAAAAUUGUUGAUUUCACACGCAAAAACUGCCCUUGUUCAAGAGGUAUUUCCAGAUGCCCAGCGUUCCCAACUGAAGUAGCCUUUGCCUUGGACAUGUCAAGUGAUGUCUCUCCACUGGAUUUUGAGAGGAUGAGAGACAUUUUAUUAUCUCUGCUGAUGAAGAUGGAAAUAAGUGACAGUAACUGCCCAACAGGUGCCCGUGUGGCCAUUGUUUCCUACAAUGCCAAAACCAAUUACCUGGUUCGUUUCUCAGACUACAAGGGGAAAGCUGCACUCCUGGAGGCUGUCAGGAACAUCCCCCUGGAGCAGUCGUCUGGCCGCAGGAACCUCGGGGCCACCAUGAGAUUUAUGGCAAGACACGUGUUCAAACGUGUACGCUCGGGUCUUCUCAUGAGGAAGGUGACUGUGUUCUUCCAGACUGGCUGGGCCUAUGAUACACCUUCCAUCAUCACAGCCACACUGGAGCUUGCUGCAGUGGACAUCAUCCCCGCGGUCAUCACCUUCACAGAGCGGCACAACCUCCCAGAUACCCUGCUGAUGGAUGGAACCAACAGAUUUUACUUGUUCGUCUGGAAGACAGAGCACCAGCAGGAUGUGGAACAUGUGGCCCGCUGUGUUCUCUGCUACGACAAAUGCAGACCUGACCUGGAAUGCCCGGCUGGCAUGCCGGGGCCCCAGGAGGUGGACGUGGACUUGGUGUUUGUGGUGGACAGCUCCUAUGGUGUGGAUGCCGACGUGUACCGCUGGUCUUUGAGUCUAGUGGACGCUGCGCUAGAAGACCUGGAGGUGGCUGAGCAGCCAGGCACGUCCCACCAUGGGGCACGCGUGGCCCUGGUGACACACACGACACCCAACUUCUGGCCGGGUGUGGGUCACCUCCCUGUGCUGCAGCACUUCCACUUGACCACCUAUGGCCACCGGAUGCAGAUGCAGAGACAUGUCCUUGAGGCUGCAGGUCGCCCCUUACGGGGAACUCCCACCCUAGGCCACGCCCUGGAGUGGACGCUGCAGAAUGUGCUCCUGGCAGCCCCUCUGCCGCGGAGGGCACGAGUCCUCUUUGCCAUCGUGGCCAGCGAGACAAGUAGCUGGGACAGGGAGAAGCUAUGGACUCUGUCCCUGGAGGCCAAAUGCAAGGGCAUCACCCUCUUUGUGCUGGCCUUGGGUCCAGGUGUGGGGACCGAUGAGCUAGCCGAGCUGGCCUCCGUGGUCAGUGCCCCCUCCGAGCAGCAUCUACUGCGCCUACAAGGAGUCUCAGAGCCAGAGGUCACCUACGCUCGGAGAUUCACUCGGGCCUUCCUGAGCCUCCUAAAAAGUGGAACGAACCAGUACCCACCCCCAGAGCUCACUGAAGAAUGUGGGGGUCUACACCGUGGGGACACUCUGCUGCAAUUAGUUACACCUGCCAACAGGUUGCCCAGGCACCCAUUUGGCAUGUCCGGCUUGGCUGAUGAUUUGGAAGCACUUGAAGCAACAGACAUUUUUCUAGAAGAGACGAGAAAAGACAUGAUAACAUCUGUAACUCAGCAAGAAGCACUUGAAAACUAUGAAAACAACAAACAUGACAUUGGAGGCAAUAAACAAGAAACACCAGCAAAACAAACAGAAGCUAGAAAAGAAAGCAAUGCAGGCAUUACCUAUGAUCCUUGUUCCAUGGAUCCAGUGCAAGGUGAGUGCCAGGAUUACACCCUGAAGUGGUAUUACAACAAGGAGGAGCGGGUUUGCCAGCAGUUCUGGUAUGGAAGCUGUGGGGGCAAUGCCAACCGGUUUGAAACCAAAGAAGAAUGUGAGGCUCAGUGUGUCCCAACACAGUAAUGGUACAGGCAGGGCCCUGUUACUGGUAAAGGCAGGGCUUUUAAUGCUGAUGAAAUAGGGAUUGCCCUGGCUGAGGCAGGACUGCACCGCUCAGAAGCGACGCAGAGCCCACUGCAGGACCUUGGACAUCAGAUUUCUCAACCCCUGAAUGUUUUCCUGCCAGCAUCGACUUGGGCCAGAUGAUUUGUGACUUGAGGACUGAAUUCUAAUAGUUAAAAAAGUAACUGAAAGAUAUUUAAAUGAAUUAGAACGGAAUGAAAAAGAAACUUGAACUUGACCUAUAAUAUUAUUUUAAAAUUUUGGGGUGCUAUGUAGUAAAAGAACAUUCAGUAUAAGCAGUGAGAAAAACCUAAUUCAGAAAUGAAUGGAAACUUGGUUUGUUUUUUACCACCAGAGAAGAGGGAAAUAUUAGUCAAAGAGAGGGCAUGUAAAAAGGGACAUCUAAUGUGAAUGAACUUCAUCCUUACUACUUAUUAUAGACAAAUAAAGGCAUUCAAUCAUCA